AUGGGCAACUGGCUGGUCAACCACUGGUUCUCGGCCGCUGUCCUUGCAGCCUGGCUGGGCAUCAACAUCUUCCUCUUCACGUACUACUUUCUGUUCUUCAACUGGGAUGAGCGGUACUUCUACACCAGGACCAUCCUCAGGUCCGCCUUGGCAUGGGCACGAGCAUCGGCCAAGUGCCUCAACUUCAACAGCAUGCUGAUCCUGCUGCCUGUCUGCCGCAACCUCCUCUCUUUCCUCCGUGGGACCUGCUCGUGCUGUAGACGGACGCUGCGGAAGCAGCUGGACCACAACCUCACCUUCCACAAGCUGGUGGCCUACGCGCUGGCCCUGCUGACAGCCGUGCACACCAUUGCCCACCUCUUCAACCUGGAGCGCUACAACCACAGCCAACAAGCCACCGACGGCAGCCUCCCCGCUGUCCUCUCCAAGAUGCAUCUGCAGGGCAGCAACAAGUGGCUGAACCCCAUCCACUCCAACCAGACGACCGUCGAGUACGUGGCCUUCACCACCAUCCCGGGGCUGACGGGGGUCAUCAUCACACUGGCGCUCAUCCUCAUGGUCACGUCCUCCACCGAGUUCAUCCGCAGGAACUACUUCGAGGUCUUCUGGUACACGCACCACCUCUUCCUCAUCUACUUCGCCGGCCUUGUCAUCCACGGCAUCGCUGGGCUGGUGCGCGGGCAAACGGAGGAGAGCAUAGAGGAGGUGCACCCCCAUCGCUGUGCCGAAUAUCUCACGCACAAGGACAAGAACUGCAGCCACAACUGCUGCAAAGACCCCGAGUUCGGGAGCAUCCCUGCUGAGUCCUGGAAGUGGGUUCUGGCCCCCGUCCUCCUCUACGUCUUCGAGCGGAUCCUCCGGGUCUGGCGUGCACGGCAGAAGGUGGUUGUCACCAAGGUGGUCAUGCACCCUGCCCGCGUGCUGGAGCUGCAGAUGCAGAAGAAGGGCUUCUGCAUGGAGGUGGGGCAGUACAUCUUUGUCAACUGCCCCGCCAUCUCCCUGCUGGAGUGGCACCCCUUCACCCUCACCUCAGCACCCGAGGAGGACUUCUUCUCCAUCCACAUCCGGGCGGCCGGCGACUGGACGGAGCGUCUCAUUGACACCUUCCAGCAGCAGAAGCUGGAGAAGCCCAGGAUCGAGGUGGAUGGCCCCUUCGGCACGGCCAGUGAAGACGUGUUCCAGUACGAGGUGGCCAUGCUGGUGGGAGCGGGCAUCGGUGUCACCCCCUUCGCCUCCAUCCUGAAGUCCAUCUGGUACAAGUUCCAGCAGGCUGACCAGACCCUCAAGACCAAGAAGAUCUACUUCUACUGGCUCUGCCGGGACACGGGAGCCUUCGCCUGGUUCAACGACCUGCUUGCCUCACUGGAGCAGAAGAUGGCAGAGUCGGGCAAGGCGGACUUUCUCACCUACCGUCUCUUCCUCACUGGCUGGGACACCAGCAUUGCCAACAACGUGGCGCUCCACUUCGACACCCCUACGGACACGGUGACGGGCCUCAGGCACAAAACCAUCUUUGGGCGGCCCAUGUGGAACAGCGAGUUUGCGGCGGUGGCUGCAGCCCACCCCAGGUCGGUGGUUGGCGUGUUCCUCUGCGGGCCAGGGGCCUUGGCAAAGAGCCUGCAGAAGUCUUGCCACCAACACUCCAGCCUGGACCCCAGGAAGGUCAAAUUCUACUUCAACAAGGAGAACUUCUAA
This is a messenger RNA of Aptenodytes forsteri (emperor penguin), 1695 nucleotides long. It is a transcript of the gene NOX1, whose product is annotated as NADPH oxidase 1. Gene Ontology annotation, molecular function: superoxide-generating NAD(P)H oxidase activity. The record is from RefSeq and is a predicted model, not a curated record. Lineage: Eukaryota; Metazoa; Chordata; Aves; Sphenisciformes; Spheniscidae. Gene Ontology annotation, cellular component: NADPH oxidase complex; plasma membrane. Gene Ontology annotation, biological process: superoxide anion generation; defense response. The transcript has 13 exons. The coding region runs from base 1 to 1695 and encodes 564 amino acids.